AUGUUGUCUGAAGAAGAGCUUUACCCCUACUCCGUACCCGUUGAUCGGGAAACGGUGGUGAGGUCCGGAGCCCUGACCACCUUACCAGUCCGCAUUUACAAGCACGACGACUUGGCGGACGCCGGCGCAAUAUGUCUCACGGGUGACUGGGGACGCAUCAUGAGGGACGGGCAAGACAAGAAGUCCAACGGCUCUCCUUGCGUCGUGGGAAACUGGGGUAGCUUCAUAUGGCCAGAAAGCAUCCCAGACCGAAUGGGGUUGCUAUGCUAUCUCCUGGAUGUUGGCUGCUUCCAUGAUGACGCAUGCGAGGAAAUGACCAUUGCGGCUGCACAUGCAGAGCACCUCGACCUUGACGCCGCCAUGGACGUCGAGGACAACAGGUCACUGAGCAACGACUCGAGGUCUGCAAAGACAAAAGAGCUCGUCUCGAUGGCCAUCCUCGAAUGUGUCAAGGUCGACCGCGUGGGCGCGCUCCGGAUGCUGGAAGCAUACCGCAAGAAGUGGCUGGCCAUCAUGGAAACAUACAACACAGAGGAGAUUGACAACCUCGAUGACUACUUUUUCUCUCGUGCGAACAACGGUGGGAUGGGUGCAUACUACGCCAUGCUCGAGUUCUCUCUAGGGAUCGUCGUGACCGACGAGGAGUACGAGAUGAUGGCGGCGCCCAUCAAGCACGUCGAGCGCUGCAUGCUCCUCACCAACGACUACUGGAGCUGGCCGCGCGAGAGAGAACAGGCCAAGACGCAGGAGGCCGGCAAGGUGUUCAACACGGUCUGGUUCCUGAUGAAGCAGGAAAGGUGCUCCGAGGCCGAGGCGAAGCUCAAGGUCGCCGACAUGGUCGCCGCCGAGGAGGCCAGGUGGGUCGAGGCCAAGCGGAAGAUAUACCAGGAGCACCCGGACCUGCGCGCCGACCUGGUCAAGUUCCUCGAGAACCUGCACACGGCGCUGGCCGGCAACGACUACUGGAGCUCGCAGUGCUACCGUCACAACGACUGGGCUCACGUCCCGGAGCAGCCGUCGGAGAACCAUCCCAAGGUGCACGAACUGGCCGCUCUAGGCAGAGCUGUGAUGCCGGCUGAAUGUUCGGGAUCUGGCCUGUCGAAUGCUCCCAAGAGUGAAGAGCUCGGAGGGGUUAUUGCGGAAUCAGACUUGGACUUCGAGGCCAACGCGGCCUCGCUACUUUCUUUCCUCGAUAAAGCCUCUCCGCAAGACCAACAAGUCGAAGUCGAAGUAGGAUCAUCCGCCUCCGCCUCGGAGGCCAACACACAAAGCACCGCCGAGUUAUCCGCCACCCUGCGGUCGAAUUCCGUGUCUUCCGCCGGAUCAGCAUCGACUUCCGACGAGACGAAAGCACGUGUUUCCGACACGGACAUCAUCUCAGCCCCCAUCCAGUAUGUGCAGAGCCUGCCUUCCAAGGGCUUCCGGACGACGUUGAUCGACUGUCUGAACCGGUGGCUCGAGGUGCCCCAGCAGGAGAUGGAGUGCAUCAAAAAGGUCAUCAACAGCCUGCACGACUCCUCGCUGAUCCUGGACGACAUCGAGGACGGCGCCAAGCUCCGCCGCGGGUUCCCCGCGACGCACGUCGUGUACGGCACCAGCCAGGCGAUCAACAGCGCGACCUUCCUCUACGUGCAGGCCGUCGAGGCCAUCCACGAGCUGGAGAACAAGGAGAUGAUGGACGUCCUUCUGGGGCAUCUCAAGCAGCUGUUCUGCGGCCAGUCGCUCGACCUCUACUGGACCUUCAACCGGAGGUGUCCGACCGAGGACGAGUACCUCGACAUGAUCGGCCAAAAGACGGGCGCCCUGCUCUCCAUGGUCUCGGACCUCAUGGUCGCCGCCAGCCCGCGAUACAGGAAAAACAGCCCGGGCCAGCAGCCCCUCGCGCUCACGGCCUUCUCGCGCUUCUCGCGGCUGUCCGGGCUGUACUACCAGGUCCGCGACGACUACAUGAACAUCGUGUCGGCGGACUACGCCGGGAAGAAGGGGUACGCCGAGGACCUGGACGAGCAGAAGUUCUCGUACAUGCUCGUGCACAUGGCGCGGCGGGCGCCCGAGAUGAUGGACCAGGUCGAGGGCAUGUUCAGGGCGAUGAGGCGCGGCGACGCCGACCCGCUGGAGUCGAAGCGGUACAUCGUCUCGCUGCUGCACAGGUCCGGAUCGUUGGAGGCGACCCGCGAGCUGUUGCUGGAGUGGCAGCGGGGCAUCAACGAGGAGAUCGAGAGGCUCGAGGGCGACUUUGGAGCGCCGAACCCGACGUUGAGGCUGCUGAUGGAGAGCCUCAGGAUCGACGUGUAG
Molecule: messenger RNA, 2295 nt
Organism: Colletotrichum higginsianum IMI 349063
Lineage: Eukaryota; Fungi; Ascomycota; Sordariomycetes; Glomerellales; Glomerellaceae
Product: Geranylgeranyl pyrophosphate synthase
Exons: 3
Coding region: 1-2295 (764 amino acids)
Biological process (GO): isoprenoid biosynthetic process
Molecular function (GO): prenyltransferase activity
Source: RefSeq, a predicted model, not a curated record